Fragaria vesca subsp. vesca is the source of this 2486-nucleotide messenger RNA. RefSeq names its product glutamate--tRNA ligase, cytoplasmic-like. The coding region runs from base 57 to 2228 and encodes 723 amino acids. Gene Ontology annotation, cellular component: cytosol; cytoplasm; methionyl glutamyl tRNA synthetase complex. Gene Ontology annotation, molecular function: glutamate-tRNA ligase activity; ATP binding. The record is from RefSeq and is a predicted model, not a curated record. The transcript has 5 exons. NCBI's taxonomy places the organism in Eukaryota, Viridiplantae, Streptophyta, Magnoliopsida, Rosales, Rosaceae. Gene Ontology annotation, biological process: glutamyl-tRNA aminoacylation; translation.
UAGAAAACCACACCGUCUUCUCCACUCUAACCAAAAUCUUCAGCCUUGAAUUUCCAAUGAACCUCAAGUCGCUCUCUUUCGCCGCCGAGACCCCUCCGCUCUCAGUUCUCGCGGCGGCCAAGCUCGCCGGUGUUUCUGUCCCCGCCGACGCCUCUCUUGCUCCCGAUUCUCCUCCGGUUCUUCACUUCUGCAAUGGGCGAAAACUGCGCGGCGUUUUGCCGCUUCUUCGCUAUUUCGGCGGUAUUGCAAAUCUGUGCGGCGCCGAUGCGUUUCAAGAGGCUAAGAUUGCGGAGUGGCUUGAGUACGCUCCUGUGCUUUCGGUUGGCUCGGCGUUCGAGAAUGCCUGCAAGCAUUUGGAUGAGUACGUGGGAAGCCGAACCUUCUUGGUUGAUCACUCGUUUUCGAUUGCCGAUAUCGCAAUCUGGUCAGGCCUUGCAGGAGCUGGACUUAGAUGGGAGAGUUUGAGGAAGUCUAAGAAGUAUCAGAAUCUUACUAGGUGGUAUGGUUCGAUAUUGGCCGAACACGGUGAUGCGUUGAAUCAAGUAACAGCUGCUUAUGUUGGCAAGAAAGGCGCGGGGAAGUUGAAAGAGAACAUUGCCAGUCAGAAGUCGAAUGGCGUGAAUGGAGAUGCAGAGAAAGCGGGAACUCCCACCACACGAGGAAAAUACGAGGUGGAGCUUCCUGAGGCUGAGGUUGGGAAGGUGAAGUUGAGGUUUGCGCCGGAGCCAAGUGGUUAUCUUCACAUUGGGCACUCAAAGGCAGCUUUGUUGAAUACUUACUUUGCUCAGAAGUAUAAAGGUGAGGUAAUUUUGCGGUUUGAUGAUACAAAUCCUGCGAAAGAGAGCAAUGAGUUUGUGGAUAAUCUUAUCAAGGAUGUCGAGACUUUGGGUGUCACGUAUGAGAGGAUUACCUAUACUUCUGAUUAUUUCCCUGAGUUGAUGAAAAUGGCCGAGAAGCUGAUUUUCGAAGGUAAAGCAUAUGUUGAUGAUACACCUAGAGAGCAGAUGCAAAAAGAACGAAUGGAUGGGAUUGAGUCGAAGUGCAGAAACCAUAGCAAAGAGGAAAAUUUGAAAUUGUGGGAGCAAAUGAUUGCAGGUUCAGAGAGGGGUCUGCAGUGUUGUGUUAGAGGAAAGCUGGAUAUGCAGGAUCCUAAUAAAUCACUCAGAGAUCCUGUUUAUUAUCGUUGCAACCCAAUGCCGCAUCAUAGGAUUGGGGCCAAGUACAAGGUCUACCCAACUUAUGACUUUGCUUGUCCAUUUGUUGAUUCCAUUGAAGGUAUAACUCAUGCACUUCGAUCUAGUGAGUAUCAUGACCGCAACGCCCAGUACUAUUGGAUUCAAGGUGAUAUGGGACUGAGAAGAGUGCAUAUAUACGAGUUCAGUAGGUUGAACAUGGUCUACACACUCCUCAGCAAGCGCAAGCUUUUGUGGUUUGUUCAAAAUGAGAAGGUCAAUGGAUGGGAUGAUCCUCGAUUUCCCACUGUUCAAGGAAUUGUGCGCAGAGGUCUCAAAAUUGAAGCAUUGAUACAGUUCAUUCUUGAGAUGGGGGCUUCAAAGAAUCUGAAUCUUAUGGAAUGGGACAAACUGUGGACAAUUAACAAGAAGAUUAUUGAUCCUGUAUGCCCAAGACACACUGCCGUCAUUGAAGAGGGACGAGUGUUGUUGACCCUCUCUAAUGGCCCUGACAAGCCAUUUGUCCGCAUGAUACCUAGGCAUAAGAAGUAUGAAGGUGCUGGAGAGAAAGCAACGACAUUCACAAGGAGCAUAUGGAUAGAUCGAGCUGAUGCAGAGUUGAUAUCAGUUGACGAGGAAAUCACGUUGAUGGAUUGGGGGAAUGCCAUUGUUAAGAAGAUUGAUAAAGACCAAGAUGGAAAUCUUGCACUCACAGGGGUUUUGCAUCUUGAAGGAUCUGUGAAAACCACCAAAUUGAAGCUUACCUGGCUGCCUCAAAUAGAUGAACUGGUUAAGCUCUCGUUGAUGGAGUUUGAUUAUCUGAUAACAAAGAAGAAGCUUGAGGAAGGUGAGGAUUUCCUUGAUGUGAUUAACCCAUGUACUGAAAAGGAGACAGCUGCCCUUGGGGAUACCAACAUGCGAAAUCUGAAACGUGGAGAUGUAUUGCAACUUGAGAGGAAAGGAUACUUCAGAUGUGAUGUUCCGUACCUCAGGCCAUCAAAGCCUAUUGUUCUCUUUGCAAUCCCUGACGGCAGGCAGCAGGCUGGGUUAAAGUGAAGAGCUUCAAGAAUUUUUUGGCUUCAUGAUUUUGAUAGAAAACUUUUUAUUUCAAAAUUGAAUGGUAGAACUUUUAACUAGUUUGACACUCCUAAAAGUACCUUUCAGUUCUUGUAGUCUUCUAUUCAGAAUAUUUGGCAAGGUUUUGAUGGAAUGAGAUUUCUGUUAAUAAUUCUGUACUGAAUCUUUAACUGUGUGGCUAUCAGAAUAUUUGGCAAGGUUUUCAUGGAAUGAGAUUUCUGUUUAUAAUUCUGUAUC